Sphenostylis stenocarpa is the source of this 1467-nucleotide messenger RNA. NCBI's taxonomy places the organism in Eukaryota, Viridiplantae, Streptophyta, Magnoliopsida, Fabales, Fabaceae. The record is from the annotation of a GenBank genome assembly.
AUGGAGUGCAACAAAGACGAGGCUGGGAGGGCUAGGCAAAAAUGGCCGAAGCUAGAAUGCAAAGAGAUUGAAAAGUUGGCUGAUGAAGCAGUCAUAAAGAAACAGUACAGGAGGCUUGCAUUGCUACUUCAUCCUGAUAAUAACAAGUUUGCUGGCGCAGAAGCUGCUUUCAAGUUGAUUGGGCAAGCCAAUGGAGUGCUGAGUGACCGAGCAAAACGUUCUUCGUUUGACAAGAAGUUUGGAAUCUCUGCGAGAGGUGCUGCGCCGAAGGCAACUGCAAAAAAACAUCAGAAGAGUUCUGAAACACACCAUAAUUCAGAUGGAAAUGUGUUUACUGCAAAAUAUGAUGAAAAUGCAACAAAUUAUCAGAAUAAAUCUUUUUCGAACUCCGAUUGUUUCAACAACCAAGUUGGACUGAUGACAUUCUGGACAUCUUGCGAACAUUGUAAUUCGAAUGGGUGUCUCACCGUCAAUGUUUACUUCAGAAAACGUACUGCCAUGUUUGCGCGGUCAAAUACUGCUAUGAAAAAAUGUGCUGCUGGAGUUGAUGCUCAUUGUGAAGCUGAAAAGAGUAAAAAUGGCUGUGUUCCUGUAUUCAAAGGCAUGGAGUCACAAUCAUAUAAAAAUGUUGGAAGUAAGAGAGUAAGGCAGUCAGCACCAGAUUCAGGAGAAAUCUUCAAAGCUAGAACUGGUGAUGAGAUGAGAGAUGCCAAUGACCGAGAAAACGUUCUUGAUCCUUCAAGAGUUAAUGCUAGGAGAUCUACAAGGAAAAAACAUGUUUCAUAUGUGGAAACCUUUGAAGGUGACGAUCUCAAAAUUCCUUCCAAAACUCCACGACCAAAUGAACCGCUUGAUGCCGAUGACGUUGAGAAUAAGAAUGUUCCCGCAAAUUUCAAUGAUUUUGAAAAGGAUAAGGAGGAGGAUUGUUUUGCUGUUAAGCAAAUGUGGGCAGUGUAUGAUAACUUCGAUUUGAUGCCAAGAUUUUAUGCUAUUGUCAAGAAAGUGAUUUCCCCUUUCGAGUUGCAGAUUUCUUGGUUGGAACCUGAUCCAGACGACAAAGACGAGGUUGAUUGGCAUCAUGCACAUUUUCCUAUUUCCUGCGGUAGGUUCAGACUCGGUCGUUCUCAGAAAAUUUCAUGUCGUACUACUUUCUCUCAUCACGUGCAGUGCGUCAAAGAAACUGGCAAACGUUCUUACCUGGUAUUCCCUAAUAAAGGAGAAACUUGGGCAAUUUUUAGAGUUUGGGAUAUCAAAUGGAGUUCUAAUCCAAAAAAACGUUCUGAGUAUGACUAUGAAUGUGUGGAAAUCCUUUCAGAUUUUUCUAAAGAUGUUGGCAUCGCAGUUGCAUAUCUGCGCAAAGUGAAAGGAUUUCUUAGCCUCUUACAGAAAACUGGGAAGAAUGGAAUGGACAUAUUUUAUGUCGGGCCUAAUGAGCUAUAUAGGUUCUCGCAUCAAAUUCCUUCGUAG